AUGACUUUUUUGGUCGGAGUUCAACCAAGUUUGUUUUAUGUUGCAAUAGGAAAUCGGGACAGUGAUAGUUAUUUGGCACUUUGUGCGAGAGGAACAGUUAUUGUUAUUGGAAAAGCAUUUGUAAGUUAUUUUAAAAUUAUUCAUGAAACAUUUUAUAAAUUUGUUUUUGUUCAGACCUUGGCAUUAUGCAAAUUUCUAUCAACAUAUUUAUCAAUUAAAUGUCGUGAAAUUUGCAAUUUAACAAUUCAUCGUUUAUAUUUCAAAAGACAAGCAUUUUAUAAAAUGUCAUUACUCGGAGAUCAUCUCGACAAUCCAGAUCAACGAAUGACACAAGAUAUUGAAAAAACAACUCGAAUAUUAUCAGUUGAUUUGAUGAUUCCAUUUUUAACAGCUCCAUUCAUUAUUGGAUAUUAUACUUAUUUAACUUAUGAUAGUUCUGGUUGGGUUGGACCUGUUGCAAUUUAUUCAUAUUUUGUUAUUCAAACUGUUGUCAACAAAUUCAUUUUAACACCAAUUGUUGGACUUGUAAAUGAUCAAGAAAAAAUGGAAGGAGAUUUUAGACAUCGUCAUAUGGAAGUUCGAAAUAAUGUUGAAGCUGUUGCAUUUUAUCGAUCAGGAGUUCUUGAAAAUGUUAUGGCUAAUCAAAAACUCAAACUUUUGAUUGCCGUUCAACGAAAACUCACAGAAUGGCGACUUGCUUUGAAUUUUAUUACAAACUUUUUCGAUUAUUUCGGUGGAAUGUUAUCAUAUUUUAUCAUCGGAGUUCCAAUUUUCAUCACAGAUGCUUAUAACGGAGCAACUGGAACUGAACUGAAUGCAAUUGUUUCGAGAGUGAGUUUUUUUUUGAAAAACUAAUUUCGCUAAUCCUCAAAAAAUGUAUUUCGUAAAAAGAAAACUCAUGACAAAAAAAACGAAAAAAAUAUAUAUUCUUUUUCUCGAGAUUAAUUGAAAAUUCCUACGAAACUGGUAUACUCAUCUAUUUUUCAUUUCGGGGGGUUUCGGAGAAAUCUUUCAGAAAAAAAGUUUCUUAUCAAUUUUUUUCCAAAAACAAUGUUCAGUAAGUGAUCUCUUGUGUCAGCAGGAAAAAAAAAAAGAAAAAAACUUUUUUUGAUGGAUGGAAGAGCAUGAAAGAAAUAUGAUAUUUUGCAAAGUACAAAACUUUGAACGACGUGAUUUUGUGAUUUUUAAACAAAAAAUAGUUUACAUCGUAAAAUAAACACAUCGUUGGUGUCCAAAAGCAUAUUUUCUAGGAUUCACAUCUAGAGAUCUCUGACAAGGAACCGCACCUAGAAAAUUCAGUUCUCAAGGAUCAGCGGCUAGAGAUCUUAGCUCUUAAGUAGCCGCUCCUAAAGAACUUAAUUUACUAGGAGCCCCACUUAAAGCUCCACUUUAAUUAGAACUCGCUUUUAGAGCUACUAGUGAAUAAAUCAAUUGUUUUCUUUUCCCAUUCCAAAAUCCACCCAACAAACAUCUGUCCACCAAAAAUAAAUGCACCCUUUUUUUUCCGAAAAGAGUCGCCCUCUAUUUUUUAUUACUUCAUUCAUUUUGAAGUACUUUCUUUUACUACUUGUAUGUAGUAUUGGUCAGUCAGUCAGCGGGGUUAUUAUUAUGUAGAGGAGAAAAACAUGGAAUAAUUGGGCUAGUUUUCGGGGGCGAAAAAUCCAUGCUUAUUUAUUAGAGAGGACUGCCUGGCUAUACAAAGGCAAUAUUUUAUUCGAGGCGCCAAAAGUCGGCGAAACACACACACACACACAAAAAAAACUUGAACAAUUUUUCAUAAAAAGUGUCACUUUCAUAAUCUCCGUGUUAUUAUUUCUAUUAUUAACCAGUAUAUGUUUUUGUAGAUGAAAAUAGGAAUAGAAAAAUAUAACAAUUUAUUAUUAUUUGUUGUUUGAAUGAAUAAGAAAAGGGGAAAAGUAGUAUAAUGGAUGAGAUACCAGCUGCUUUUCAAAUUGGGAAUGAAUUGGAUGAAUGUGGUGAAUGAUUUUUCUUACUAGAGGACCCAUAGGGCGCGGCUACUUGAGAACCAGGAUUUCUAGGCUCGGCUAGGCUUAGUAUAGAAGCUCCCAAGAUGCAUCUCCUUGACAAUUAGGCUCUAGGCGCGGCUGGUUGAGAAAUAGGCUUUCUGGGUGCUUUUCUGGGGGUUCUCUAGCUUUUAGAGUCAAAUCUCAAACAUUCCUCACUCACAUCAAAAAUCAAGAUAUCAUGUUUCAACAAACUUUUUUUUCACUUCCCACUUUUUUUUUUAUAAACAAUUCUCUUGUUUCUUGUGCUCUCGAACAAUAGGAAACCAAAAAACGGGCUGAUUUUGUGUGUCUUCCUACCAACAUCCAUUUUUGUUGUUUUUGUCAUGCGUUUCUUUUUUUGCUUUGCUUUGCUUGUAACAAAAGUUUGUCGAUGAUGAACAGCUGUUUAGCUUUUGAGGAAAAAAAGACAAGAAAAAGAAAGAAUUGGUUUGAGAUGAGACGAGAUUAAUGAAAAAAGAACAGAAAAGAAAAGAAGGGUUGCAUUUUGCACACAAUUGGAUUGCUUUUUCGCGAAAAGAAAAUGACAAGAUUUGAUUUUUUGACGUCAUGAAUAAGGGAAACAGGGUUUAAAAUAUUGCAUUCGAAAUGAAAUCUUAAAUUUUUUGAACUAGCAUCAUUCAAGUUCACGUUCCAAAUUUAAAUUCCAUUUUUUAAUUUUUCAAAAAAAUUGUUUGGUUUAUUUUUCGGGUAUAAAAUUAAAAUUGAUAUAAAAUAAAAGCCUGAUCCGAAUUACGCCAAAUUUUAAUGAGCAUUUUUCGGACCAUAAAAUGAGAUUUAUUUUGAAUAGAAACUUAGAAUGAACUUUUUAGAAAAGGAAAAACAAAAGUUCAUACAUCAAAUUCUUAUCUUCAAUCCAUCUUACUACAUUCAAAGUCAAAGUAUUUCGUAAUUUCCCCAGAGAACUCUUAUUCUCAAUAACCACCAAAUCCCAAUUUUUCAAAAAAUUAUCAUUUAUUUUUCAGAAUGCCUUCUACUACAUGUAUUUGAUAUACAGUUUCUCAAGUGUUCUCAAACUUGCUGGAGAUUUUGGUGAACUUGCUGGUGUAACACAUCGUGUUAUGGAAUUGUAUGAAGAAUUGACAAGAUUGCAUUCAGAUUGUUUGGAAACAGAUCGUCCACCUUCGACAGUUCCAUCUUCAGUUGUUGUGAUUGCUUCAGAUGAAGAUGAUAAGAAUUCGUCAGCAGUUCGAACAAUUGAAGAAAUUCAUGGAAAACAAUUAUCAUUGGAAAGAGAUGAACAAGAGGAAGAAGAAGCACAAUAUUUAUUAGGUGCAAAAACAAAAGAUGAUGAAGAAUGGCCAGAUGAUGGAGUUGCGAUAACUGUUGAUUCAGCUACACUUUCACCACCAACUGAUAAUUCACAUAUUAUUAUUCAACGUUAGUUUUUCUCGAGGUUUUGUUUUAAAAUUCAAAAAUUAUGUUUUUUUCAGUUCUUUCACUUCAAAUCAUCCAAGGACAAACACUUUUAAUAACUGGAGACAGCGGAUGCGGAAAAUCAUCACUUCUUCGAAUGUUUGCUGGUUUAUGGAAUUGUUCUUCAGGAAAAAUGGAUUGUCAUUGGCGUAGAAGAUCACAAAAUCUUCUCUUCCUCGCACAAAAACCAUAUUUCCCAUCUGGAGGUGUUACUUUACGACAACAAUUGGUUUAUCCGAUCAAAGCAUUGCCUGUCGAAAAAGAAAUACCACGAUUGACAAAAGUGUUGGAGAUUGUGAAAAUGGAACAUCUCAUUGAAAGAUGCGGCGGAUUUGAUAAUAAUAUUGAAUGGGAUUGGAUGAAAACAUUGUCACCGGGAGAAUUGCAGCGACUUUCGCUAGCUCGAGUGUUUUAUACAAAUCCGAGAAUUGCUUUCCUUGAUGAGGCAACAAGUGCAAUUGGUUUUGAAUUGGAAAUGCAUAUUUAUCGAAAAUUACAAGAAGAAAAAAUCACAUAUGUUUCAACUGGACAUCGAUAUUCGCUUAAACAAUUCCAUGAUAUGGAAUUAAGAGUUAAUGUAAGUUCAAGAUAUUUUUACCGAAAAAUAUGUAUAGGGAUUUUUUUGAACACUUUCAAUAUUUCUGUUUUGAAUUUUUCCAACGUAAAAAAAAAUUCAUCUUUAUUUUUUCAGGGACAUGGCGGUGAAUGGACUCUUCAUGAUAUUGAUAGUGCUUCAAUCGCCAGUCGAACUGCCAGUUUUCUCGGAACUGAUACAGUUUUAUCUAUGUAA
Caenorhabditis angaria is the source of this 4230-nucleotide messenger RNA. The record is from the annotation of a GenBank genome assembly. NCBI's taxonomy places the organism in Eukaryota, Metazoa, Nematoda, Chromadorea, Rhabditida, Rhabditidae.